AUGACUCCAAUCGAAAAAUUAUUGCUCAUAUUCAUGACCAAAAUGACUAAACAAAGUAGAAUACUGAUGAGUAUUCCCCGAUUAUGUCAAGAAUUUCUGGAGGAUUCUAAACUAACUCGAAAACCAGCAAGCAUCUCAGCACAUAUUCAAAACAUUCUGAAAGCUGUUCCCAAAUCGGAUUCCGAUCUGCUAAUGCACAUUCGAAUGUUGUUCAAAUUUCACGCCAAAGUCAGCGAUGCGAUGAGAAACAAAAUUAGCUCAACUUACAGUUCUUCGAGUUUCCGAUUCGACGAAGCAGGACAUUUAACAUUUUUCCAUGCAGAUGGUUUGGUACUCCAUCAUGCCAGUAAAAAAAUAAAUAUUCUACAAAAGAAACCCGAGAACAGCGGAGAAGUUCAAAACAAGCCAAGUUCAAAAAAGUCAAAAGUUGUGAAAUCGAAAAGAAAAACAAAGCCCGUUCAGGAGAAAGGAGUGAACAGACGCUGGCUAGCAAAUCUAAUAGUAUCGGAGCAAGUCGUUCGUGAAGUCGAACCAGAAGAGCUAGUGGAAGAAUAUGGUAUUGAACCGAUGGAAAUGAAAGAAGAACAACGAUUUGUUAUGGAGGAAGAGACGGUUUUGUUGGCUGAAAUUAAACAAGAGAGCUCUGACGAUUUUGGAAUCGAACCCUUUUUUCAUUUCGAAAAUGAUGAAACCAAGCCGCAGUUCGAUUCAUACAACUACCAGUCUUCAGUGGGCAUGUCGACAAGUAGUGAUCAUUUCUAUGAAGCAACACCAUCGAUUUCAAAUCAGAAUAAUAGUGACAACUUUCAUGUUUGUGAUGAUCUCUUUCAUUCAACUUCCACUGAUCUAAAGACAGAAAUCGAACCAUCCGCAUCUUCUAGUUCCGCAACUCGUUUGGAUUCUGGAACAGAUCAAAACAUAUACAUCAACCACGUGGAACAAGAAGAAUCUCCCAUAGAAGUAAAGUUUCACCCUGAAGGGACUCUCGAAGAAAUUGACGAAAUCAAUGCAUUGGAUCUUGCCAAAGGGAUAAAACGGAUGGCAUAUGCCUGUAAACUUACUCAUCUGAUCAAAAAAGCAGACGGAAUCAUCGCGGAUCCUGAUUUACAAAAUAGAAUCGUGACCGCACACUUCUCUCUUAUUGUUGAUGGGACUGUUGGAAAAUGGAAGAGAGAUGGUCUUCUCACUGAUGUCAAUGGUCAUAUGCUUUUAGUAGAGGUUCUGAACUUGUUUUGCGUUUGCGUACUGUUCGAUUCAAAUGCGAAAUCUUUAAAAUCAAUACAGAAAGAAACUGAGGAGGUGAUUGAAAAGCUUCGUAACGAGAAAGAUGAGAAGAUGAUAUCCGUUGCAAACAUUUGCGAAUGUCUCGAUACUCUACUGCAAUUUGCCGCAUCGUCCUAG
Caenorhabditis remanei is the source of this 1401-nucleotide messenger RNA. RefSeq lists its product as uncharacterized. The transcript has 7 exons. NCBI's taxonomy places the organism in Eukaryota, Metazoa, Nematoda, Chromadorea, Rhabditida, Rhabditidae. The record is from RefSeq and is a predicted model, not a curated record. Bases 1 to 1401 code for a protein of 466 amino acids.